Brassica rapa (field mustard) is the source of this 1598-nucleotide messenger RNA. Its product is annotated as F-box/FBD/LRR-repeat protein At5g18770-like. The record is from RefSeq and is a predicted model, not a curated record. NCBI's taxonomy places the organism in Eukaryota, Viridiplantae, Streptophyta, Magnoliopsida, Brassicales, Brassicaceae. Gene Ontology annotation, molecular function: protein binding.
GUGUCUGGUACUCUAGCCUUCUUUUAUGUCUCCGCUUGUUCUUUGAUCUUAUCCGUGGAAGAUGUCUAUAACGGAAGCAAACACCGAUACAGAGCGCAAGACUAUCUCACCCUACGAUGAAUGGGCAACUAAAUUUCUUAUGAAAGUGUUGAAACUCACAAUCAAGAAGUUUAGAUCUACUGAUAAAAGUAUUACAGAACCGGCGGCAAGUUCUUCUACGCUUGAAGUCUGGAACGGUCGAUAUUCCGCAGUCCGUAACUUGUUGGGUCUCUUACAAAUGUCACUUGAAGAGACUGAAAGCAAAUGGAAAGAUAGAAUAAGCUUAUUACCAGACUCCUUGCUAUGUCACAUACUCAGUUUUCUUACGACUAUGGAAGCUGUUUGUACAAGUGUUUUGUCUUCCAGAUGGAGAGGUCUCUGGAAGUGGGUUCCUAGUUUAGAUUUAGUGAGCUCAGAUUUCCCAAGUGACAAAGUGUGUGUGGAUUUCAUCAACGAGUUUCUUCUAAAUUUCAAGACCUUGAGUGAAUUCAAGCUAUGCAUUAUUGAAAAAGAUGACUCUGACAAUGAUGCCUCUCUUUAUGAGCCAUGCCUUGAUAAAGUGACCAAGCACAGGAUUCAACAUAUUGAAGUCGUGUGUUAUAAGGACACUGAGAUACCCUUAACCCUUCCCGUGUGUGAGGCACUGGUAUCCUUAAAGCUCUAUUCCGUAAAGCUGAAUGAUUUUGAGUCUCUUUCCUUACCUUGUCUCAAGGUUAUGUGCUUAGAACAUGUUAUAUUUCCUCACAAUGCGGUUCUUGAUACGCCGAGGCUUGAACACCUGACUCUCACAGGUUGUCAAUCCGAAAGCUUCAUGAUAAUCAAACGUAUGAGUGACCAUGUCAAGGUUGACAUUGAGGUUGUCUUUGAGCCGAAGGAUUAUGACUUCUCCGAAAGAAAUAUCAUAUAUUAUCUUAUCAAUAAUUUUUCAGCCGUAAAAGAUAUGACACUCUCAUGGUAUACUCUUGGGUUAAUCUAUUGUCUCCAGGGCAUGAACCCACUACCUAAAUUUCGUAACUUGACCCGUCUGCGUGCUACUACUUGGUUAGAGUACUCUUUUGAGUUACUACCGUUCGUUCUUGAGAGCUGCCCGAAUCUAAGACACUUGACCUUGAAACUGGUUGAGGGUAAUAAUUUAGAGGCAGUGGUAAAUAGUUUUUCGAAAGUGCUGUCUUUUUGUUUGGUAUCUUCUCUUGAAUAUGUUGAUAUUGAAAGUCCGAUCACGGAGAAAGCAAGAGAAGAGGAAGUGGUUAGAUACUUUCUAGGCAACGCGACAUCACUCAAGAAGCUUGUUCUACGUUUGAAUGUGUCUGAUGGAGAGAAGCACGACCUCGAGGUCUUGAAGCAACGCUUUGACUCUCCAAGACGCUCUAGUUUGUGUCAGUUUGAUGUUCUUCUUGUGGUUCAGACUCCAGAUAAGAUGAAGGAACUGUAAUAAAGUGUGUGGGAAACUAAUACAAUCAUAGUACAAAAGCAAGCGUUGGCAUGAUGAUAUCUUGGAAUAAUCACAAGAAAACGAGUUAUUUAUUUAUUUAAGAAUUACAAUGGCUUCAUCUUCGUCA